This is a messenger RNA of Monodelphis domestica (gray short-tailed opossum), 23329 nucleotides long. NCBI's taxonomy places the organism in Eukaryota, Metazoa, Chordata, Mammalia, Didelphimorphia, Didelphidae. The record is from RefSeq and is a predicted model, not a curated record.
GAGUUUUUUUAUUUGCAUUUCCAAUUCAUUGAUCUCUGCUCUCCCUAGUUUCUUAAUAUAUGCACUCAGGGAUAUGAAUUUUCCUCUGAUUACUGCUUUGGCUGCAUCCCAAAAGGUUUGAAAGGAUGUCUCGCCGUUGUCAUUUUCCUCGAUGAAAUUAUUAAUUGUUUCUGUGAUUUCUUCUCUAACUAAAUGAUUUUGGAGUAUCAUAUUAUUUAAUUUCCAAUUAAUUUUUGAUUUCGUUUUCCACGUACUGUUUCUGAUCAUUAUUUUUAUUGCCUUGUGCUCUGAAAAGGCUGCGUUUAUUAUUUCUGCUUUUCUGCAUUUGUAUGCCAUGUUUCUGUGACCUAGUGUAUGAUCAAUCUUUGUGAAUGUGCCAUGUGGUGCUGAGAAGAACGUGUAUUCCUUUUUGUCCCUAUUUAUUUUUCUCCAUAUGUCUAUUAACUCUAAUUUUUCUAAGAUUUCAUUCACUUCUUUUACCUCUUUCUUAUUUAUUUUUUGAUUUGAUUUAUCUAAAUUUGAUAAUGGUUGGUUCAAAUCUCCCACUAAUAUUGUUUUACUGUCUAUUUCUUCCUUCAAUUCUCCUAGUUUCUCCAUUAGAAAAUUGGGUGCUAUAUUAUUUGGUGCAUACAUGUUGAUUAGUGAUAUUUCCUCAUUAUCUAAAGUCCCUUUUAAGAAAAUAUAAUUACCUUCCCUAUCCCUUUUACUCUGGUCUAUUUUUGCUUUGGCUUUAUCAGAUAUCAUGAUUGCAACUCCUGCCUUCUUUCUAUCAGUUGAGGCCCAGAAGGUCUUACUCCAUCCUUUAAUUCUGACCUUGUGGGUGUCUACCCGCCUCAUAUGUGUUUCUUGAAGACAACAUAUGGUAGGGUUUUGGAUUCUAACCCAUUCUGCGAUUCGUCUACGUUUUAUGGGUGAGUUCAUCCCAUUCACGUUCAAAGUUAUGAUUGUCACUUGUGGACUCCUUGGCCUUUUGAUAUCCUUCCUUAAUUCUAACCUUUCUUCUUUAGCUCUAACCUUUUAAUCCAGUGAUUUACUUUAAAUCAAUCCCCCUUGUCCCCUCCUUGAUAUGCUUCCCUUUCUAGCCCCUCCCUUUUUGUUCCCUACCCCUACCCCCUCUCCUUCCCUCCCUUUUUGUGUGCACUCCCCCCUCCCCCCCUUGGUUUUCCCUUCUCCCUACCCUUUUUGGGUAAGAUAGAAUUCAAGAUCCCAAUGGAUCUGGAUGUUCUUCCCUCUGAGUUGAUUUCCCUGAGAGUAAGGUUUAAGUAAAGACUCUCUUCCUUGCCUUCUUAUAGGAGUUUUCUUCCCUUCCCCUUCCCGUGUGAAUCUUUGUGUGAGAAAGAUUAUUCUAUUUGUUUUUUCUUUACCCCCUAUUUACACAUUACAUUUUCCAUAUAUUAAUAUAUAUAGAUUGAUAUAAGUGUAGUCCUUAUAGAAGAGAGUUUGAAUCAAUGAAAAGAUAACAAUUUUCUCCUUUUCCCUUUCCAUUAUAUUUACCUUUUCAGGUAUUCCAUGCUCUUUGUUUUUUCGAUAUCGAACUUUCCACAGAGCUCUGGUCUUUUCUUUGCAAAAACUUGGAAAUCUUCUAUUUUGUUGAAUACCCAUACUUUCCCUUGGAAGUAUAAUCAGUUUUGCUAGAUAGCUGAUUCUUGGUUGAAGACCCAACUCUCUUGCCUUUCUGAAAAUCAUGUUCCAUGCAUUACAAUCAUUCAGAGUAGAACUUGCAAGGUCUUGUGUGACCCUGAUUGGCAUUCCUUUAUAUCUAAAUUGUCUUUUUCUGGCUUCUUGUAAGAUUUUUUCUUUUGCUUGAAAGCUUUGGAAUUUGGCAAUUACAUUCCUGGGAGUUGUCUUUUGGGGAUUUAGUGUAGAGGGUGUUCUGUGAGCUCUUUCAAUGUCUAUAUUGCCCCCUUGUUCUAGAAUCUCUGGGCAAUUUUCUUUGAUUAUAUCUUGUAUUACAGUGUCGAGUUUGCUGUUUCUUUCUGUCUUUUCUGGUAGUCCAAUUAUUCUUAAAUUAUCUCUUCUUCCUCUAUUUUCCAAGUCUGUCACCUUGUUAGUGAGAUAUUUUAUGUUCUCUUCUAAUUUCUUGAUCUUUUGGUUUUGCUUUAUUGAUUCUUGCUCUUUUUCAAGGUCAUUGUCUUCCAGUUGCCUAAUUCUGACCUUUAAAGCCUGGUUUUCCUUUUCAGUUUGGUCAAACCGGUUUUGUAGUUGCGUGAAAUUCUUUUGCAUUAUUUCCCACUUUCCCUGCCAGAAGGCUUCCAUUUUUUUGAUCAUUUUCGAUUGAAAUUCUUCAAGGGUUUGUGGAUAGUUUCUAUUUCCUUUGGAAGGUUUCGGAGCAUUUGCUUGUGUUUCCUCUUCUAUCUCCUCUGUAUUUUGUAUUUUUGCUCCAUAAAAUGAGUACAAAGUUGACCCCUUCUUCUUGUUUUUCUUGUUGUUUUUAGGCUUUUGUGCUUCUGUGCUGUUUGCCAUCUGUAUCUGAGUGAGGGGGGCUGGCUCUUCUUUUAUCUGUCUGGUGUUCAGAGACUUUAGCCCCAGGCAAAUUGUCUGUUCUCCUUAGCUGUUCUGUCUUCCCUGGGAAGCCAGGAAUUGCUGGUGUUUCAGUGUUACUGCCCUCCUCAGUUCCCUCCCGAUGCUUCUCUGUUGCCUUACUUCUACACUCUGAGCCUGGCUUGGCACUCUCCGCGAGGCAUUUUAAUGCCUUUGAUGGCCAGAAGACCCUGCACUCUGAGGGGGAGGGGCUGUGGCUUCCGGGAGCUCCGAGGUUUCCUGAUAGGAUUAACUUCAGCUGGGUUGGAUUGAGUAUGCCCUGACACAGGGACCUUCCGUGAGACUCAGAUGGAAGGACCCAGCCAGGGGGCUACAGGCUCCCUCCCGUCUUUCUCUAUUUCCUUGCUGUCUGUGUUGGGUUCCCCCGCUACUGGGUCAGGUUGUUUUCAGGAUGCAUCUUUCAGAAUAGCUGGCCCUGAGGUCCUUUUGCCCACCCUGAGGUUCCCACUGCUGCCUCGGACUCAGAGGUCUGGGUUGGGGGGAUGGGUCCUGGCACCUUCCUUCUGCCUACCCCUUAGAUCCGAGCGAUCUAGGGUUCUGGCUUUUGGGGGGGCCAUACCUUUUGAUCCAGGUCCAGGAGGAGGGUUCCUGGGGUCUAUUCUGUUGUUUGUUUUGAAUUUCGGUGCCCUAGUAGCAUACAGUUUGAGAUCGGUAAGGAAGGGUUUUUGGAUCUCUGAACUUUAGCUCCUUCUAAGCCGCCAUCUUGACCGGAAGUCCUUACUCACUUAAUAUUAAGACCCAUAGAGUAAGGAUCCUAGCACAUUGGAAUCUUCUUCAGAUAGUAUAUGGGAGGAUGCAGACAAGAAUUACACAGGAUGAAGUAUGGAUGAAUGUCAGCCUGCACCAUUAAAGCUCCUACAGACAGUAACAUUUUUCCACUAUUGCAACAAUUAGAUCAUAAAGAGAGGGGGGGAAAAAAAGGCAAAGGGUUCAGAUAAGUCCCCUAAGUACUAUUAAGUAUAUAUUUGCUACCCCCACCAAGUUAUAUAUUUUGGUACCUGAAUCUUUCUCAUAUUUAAAUCUCUUUGUAUAUCUUAAGUCAUUUUUACCAUUAACUUCAUUACUCAUGUUCUGUUCUCUCACAAAAAUUUACAACUUCUUUGGACUGGGUUUUUCAGAGGACUUAGCUAUGUGUUGGGUGGAUUUAUAUUUCUUCUUUAUUUUAAAAUAGCUUAAACAGACUUCUCCAACAGAAAUCAUCUACACUGAAGCUUAAUGGAUAAGUCCAGAAAGAGUUAUAGUAGGGAUGGCUAGGUAGCACAGGGAAUAGAGUACCAGGUCUGGAGUUAGAAGGAUCUAGGUUCAAAUCUAGCCUCAGAAACUUCUUAGCUGUGUGACCCUGGGCAAGUCAUUUAACCCUAAUUCCAUAGCCCGUGCUGCUCCUCUGCCUUAGAACUAAUAUUAAGAAAAAAGAUAUGCUUUUUUAAAGUACAGCAAGUCAUCUACCCAUUCUCCUGGGGUGGGGGGUUGUAGUUGGGGGUCUUCACAGGCUUGGGGUAGACACUCUCCUAAUUCAACAAUAGGGUUGAAAUCUGUUGGUUACCCUCAGCCUGAUUCAACCUAUCUGCAGACAGUUUACUGGGCUACAACCACAGUGUAUGCUACACUUUCUUGGGGCCACAGUUGAGAUUUUGUUGAUAGGUAGAUAUCAAAGGUUGGAUGAAUAGUAGCCCCAAAAAGAGUUUGGCAAGCCCUCAUACCAGAGGUGAUAGUCUCCCUGAAUAACUCAAGACACUUCCGUCAGGAAGGAUAAGCAAACAGAAAAAGAAUCCCACCAUAAUGAGGUCUAGUAAAGAAUAACUCAAAAUAAGCAAUGCCUCAAACUCAGCUUGGACACAAACUCAAUUAGAAUUCUUGAAAGAGAUGGUAUAUGAGUUAUCUAAUUUUUUUAAGAGCCAAAAAAAAUUUUUUAUAACAAAAUAACACCUGAGGAAAAAAAUAGGAAAAUAAGUCAGACUAUGGAAGAAAGAAUUGGAAAAGAAAUUAACAACUUGGCAAAAGAGAUAUGAAAACUUGGCCAGGCAACAAGCUCUGUUUUCAAAUAACUUUAUAUAAAACUAUACCUUUCUAAGCUGGAAUAUAAAGUUGUCAUUCAGACAUUUUUUUUGGUCAUGUCUCAUUCGUCCUAACCCCUUUUGGGGUUUUCUUAGCAAAGAUACUGUAGUAGUUUGCAUUUCCUUCUUCAAACCAUUUUUCAGAUAAGUAAAUUGAGGCUAAAAAAGUUUUAAGUGAUUUUCCCAAGGCCAACACAGUAUCUGAUGGGUUUGAACUCGGGUCCUUCUUAUUCCAUGACUGGCAUUCCAUCCACUGUGACCUCUAGCUGCCCCAAAAAACAAACAGUAGAUUAUGAAACCUACAUUUUAAAAAUAAACUUUUACUUAUUGGUCUUGAUAAUUCUUGAUUAUUUAUUAUUUUUCUCAUACUCCUCAAAGCACACUGAAGAGUAUUAGUACAUUUGUUGCUGCCAAAGCGUAUAGUGGAAACUGCAAUAAAAAGGAUGGAUGAUAAUAGACUAUACUAGAGUAUUUGGAUUUAUGUUAUAGAUGAUCAUAAUUGUUUAUUAAAUACAAGCAAACUUUUAAAAGUAGUUUCUAUAAAAUAACUCCAGUUUUUAAUGGCUUUUAUCCUUUAGCAUCUUGCCUGCUUAUUUAAACAAAGAUAAAUCUGUUUUGACAUGUAAUAAAUGGUAGGACUUAAACUACUUUAAAGUUAAUUUGAACUCAGUUUAGUCAACAAGCAUUUUAGUUCCUACUUUUGCCAGACAAUAUAUAGAUAUAGAUAUAUAGAUAUAGAUAUAUGUAGACAAAAGCAAAAUAGUCUCAAUCCUCAAAGAGCUUAUGUAUAUCUUUUUAUAUUUCCUUGAUUCAGUAAAUCCUACUCAACCUGCCUGUGGCACCACUUGCCCCCACCAUCAGUCAAUCAAUAAACAUUAAGGGCCAAAUAUGUGCCAGGCAAUAUGCUAGGUGCUGGAGAUACAAAAUGAGGUAAAAGAUAGGCCCUGACUCUAAAGAGCUCACAGUCUAAGCAGGAGAGACAACAUUUAAACAAAUAUACACAAAAUACAGGAGAAUUAGGAAAUAAUUUUUUUUAAAGGAAUUAGAGGGAUUAGGAAAAGUGUCCUUUAGAAGUUGGAAUUUUAGUUGGGACUUAACAGGAAACCUGUCAGGUCGUUAGUAGGAGUAAAGGAGAGAGAGCAUUCCAGGCAUGAAUAGCCAGAGAGAAUGCCCAGAGUUGAGAGAUUAAGUGUCUUGUUCAUGGAAUAGCCAGGAGGUCAGUGCCACUGGAUUGAAGAGUGCAUAUUGGGGAAGAGGAGGCUAGGUUAUGAUGGUCAUAUUAACUAUUUUGAAUUCCUAUAUUGUCGAAGUCUUUGAAUGCCAAACAGCAUUUUGUGCUUGCUCCUUUUACCCUUCUCCAUUCACUUGAUUGCUAAAUCUCAUCAUUUCUGUUUUUGCGAUAUAUGUUUAAAUGUUUGUGAUAAGUGCCUUUUUCUCCUCUGACACUGCUACCACACAUGGGCUAUUAUUACCUUCUAGUUGGCCUCCCUAUUUCAAGUAUCUCUGAAAUCUAGUUGAUCCUCCAGCCAUUUGCCAAGAUGAUCUUCCUAAAGCAUUGGUCCAACAAUGUCAUUUCUCUACUUGCUAAAAUCAAGUGGUUCCCAAUUAUCCUAGGAUCAAAUAUAAAAUCUACCUUCCUCCCCUCAAUAGAUUCUAUGAUUCAGAAACACUGACCCUCUUGCUAUAUCUUGCACAUGAUACUCCAUGCCUUUUUACCCUUUUUAUCCUCUAAGCCUGGAAUUCUCUCCCUCUUGUCUCCACUUUGUUUCCUGGCAUUACUCAAGAGUCAGCUCAAAUCUUACCUACUGCAUGAGGCCUUUCCCAAUAUGCAACACCCACCCCUCCCCUGAAAAUAACCUCCAAUUUACUCACUAUGUAUUUUGUAAGUACAUAAUUAUUCAGGUAUUGUUUUCCUGAUUAAAAUGGAACUUAUUUGAGGGUAAGGACUGCCUUUUCCCUGUCUUUGUAUUUCCAUCUCAUAGUCCAUAUAACACAUAGCAAGUGCUUAAUAAUGCUUGUUAACUUGAUAUAUAGAUAUAGAUGUAUAUAUAUGUGUGUGUGCAUAUACAUAUAUAGACAUAUAUACAUACAUACACAUACAUAUAUAUACAUAUAUACACUUCCUUAAUAAGAAAGUGAGAUAUUUGAGGGAAGGAGCUAUUUGUCUUUUGUCUUUGUGAUCCAAGCACCUAGCAGGUAGUCUGUCACACUGUCACACACUAUAGAAGUUGACAAAGUCCUCCCUGCUUCCAUUUCUAUAAAUAUUAAGGAAGGAUUUUAAAAUUAUCAUAAAUUGGAAGGCUUUAAGCUAAUCUGAAAGAGAAACUACUAUCAAUCAAUGAAUGUUUCAUUUUGAAGCAAUGUUCUGCUUUCUUCUCUCCAGAUGAGGGGCCUCCUUGGAGGCUAGUGCCUUCAGAAAGGUCAAGGGAAAGGGGAGUCAGCCUUAUCACUCACCACAUGGUCAUCUCAGGGAAGCUGUCUGAGGUCCCACACUUGAGCUCCAAGCCAAGUUCCACCGUCAAAGACUGCAAAAGUCCCUCUCACAGGAAGUGCUGUGAAAUAUAAAGGCAGUUCUUUACAUCACUUCCUGUGUCUCAUAUGUACGAAUGGUGGCUUAACCUUAGCUAGCCCAGGUGGUCAGUCAGUUGUGGUCUAAUUUGUCACUUGCUAGCACAUGCAGGUCAUAGACCUUCCUCCCCCACACUUAAUCUUUAAGUGGGGGUAAAUAUAUUCCUAGUUGCUAGAAUUCUAAAGACUAAGCUGGGUGGUGUAAAUCUAAAAUUCACAACACACACAUACACAUACACAAAACUAAUAAUGUGAAGAAUUUAUUGAACCUUGGGAAAAUUAUAAAUUGAUGCAAAGAGAAUUAAUUAGAAUCAGGAGAGCAAUACAGAGAAAUAUAAUAUAAUACAAUAUAAAUAGAAAAAAAAAUUAAAACCACUGUGUAAUCAUAAUAAACAAGCUUGGUGCCAAUGGAUGAGAAAAUGAACCUAAUUCCUUUCUUAGCAGGAGUAGGGAUGUGGUGUACAUAUAAUAUCAGAUUCAGUUUCCCCCCUCCCCCAAAGAAUAAAUGCCUUCAGCUCAUUAGGUGAGCCUCUCCUACUAAAGUUCUUAACAAGAGUCACACAGAAUGGACAGACAUGAACAGAUUAGUUUCUAUAUUAGAGGAGAACUCCCCAAAUGAAGCAACUUCAGAUCUAUUUGAUUAGUUGAGUAUUUUGAGAGUUAAAGAGUAAUACUGGCUACUGUGUAACAAUUGUCUAUGGCUUUGUAACUACUAAUUGUCUUCCAUAUCCAGAAUACUUUUUCUCACCACACCUCUUGCCUUCUGAAACCUCAAAUUUCCUUCCAGUCUCACCUCAAGCACAAACAUUGUGUUCAGUGCAGCUAUAGAAUUAAUGUUUGAAGAAUAACUCAUAAAUGUCCACCUCCAGAGAAAGAACUGACAAAUAGGAAAGAAAUAGUUUAUAAGUAUAUAAAUGUAUAUUUUUUUCUUAAGUGAUGCCUUUAUUGUAGGAAAAGGAAGGGAGGGAGGAAGAUACCUGAGGAUUUAAAUGUAACAAACAAAUAAAGAAGAGACCUUUGGUGACUUUGAAGAGAGCAGUUUCCAUUGAUGAAGUCAGAAGCCAAACUGCAAAAGAUUUAGAAGAGAAUGAAAGGAAGUGUUGUAGUCAGUUUAGACAGCUAUCUUGAGGAGUUGAACCACAAAAAGAGAGGAUAGUGAAUAGAAAUAGAUCAAUGCAGGUUUUUUAAGGAUGAGGUAGACAUAAGUGUUUGUGGGAAAAAGAAUGAAGAUUAAUGAAUUCAAUUCAAUAAACCAAUAAACAUGUAUCCAGGACCUCCAUGCAUCAGGAAUACAAAUAAGGAAAAGAUAAGUCCCUUCCCUGAAAGAAUUUACAAUUUAAUGAGGGAAGGCAACACAAAAAAAGGAAUCUGAAAAGUAGGAGCUGGAAAGAGAGUGCCAGUAGAGUGUAUGAUGUUCUGUGGAGUUGAAAUCUGAGCAGAUCUCCUGAGGGAAAGUGGAUAGUUAACCUGGAAAGUUCAGAGCCCUCUAUAAAGGAAGAGGAGUUUAAUGCUCCAUAUUCCAGCCAGAAGAUGACUGAGAGAGAUGAUUAAGGGUGCUGAGUAGAAGAAACUGAGUCAGUCAACAUGAUGAUUAAAUUUCAAGUGAAAUCCUGAAAUAUUCCUACCCUGGAUGUAGGGAUUGGGAAUCCAGAAACCAAGCAGAACUGCCAGUGGAAAAUGUAAAAUGGGAAUGAUAGAAAAGAUAGUCUGUUGGAGAACAUGGGUUGGGAAAGCAUCACUUGUCCAUGUAGAGGGGUUUGUUUUGGAAAAGAGAAGGAGUACCUCUUCUUGUGAAUCAUAUAAAAGAGGAGACAAUAAGGGAAGACUUCUGAAUGAUGUAAGAGGAGGGGAAGGAGGGAAACAUGAAGCAAGAUUCUUAGCUGAGAUGCUGGGGGGAAGGAUGCAUGAGAGGUUUGAAUGGGUGAAUUUUGAAUCAAAGGUUUGCCUUGCCACAAUGAAAAACUAGUUUGAGAUUAGGUAACAAAUUUGUAGUACACCAGUCAACAUGGUUUUGUGAUUUUCUCCAACUUUUUUCAGCAACACAUAAAUAGGAGCAGAUGAUGACAAUAAUCUAGGACUAGGAUAUGUCAGGGCAUGAUUAUUGAUAGAAUAAGGAGCAAACAACUGGAGAAUAUAGGAUUUUGUAGACUUGAACUGGUUCAACAAAGGUUUGAGAUAGGAAAGGGAGGAGAAUGUGGGCAGAGCUCAAGUGAUAGCCUGAAUAAGAAGAGAGGAGUGGAGGAGCUGGAGGUCAUUGUAAGAAGAACUAGGAUAAAAAAGAUUUUUAAGGCAGGAGAGGUAGGAUGACACGAGAUUAUGAUCAAAUAAAGGAAUUUAGAGUUCAUGAUGAUUAGAAUAGAACUCCUGUGGGUGAUACUAAUAUCAAGGAUAGGGCCAUCUUUGGAUAGUUGAAGUAGAGUAGAGCAAUAGGUCAUGUGAAAUUAAUUUAACUCCUCCUGAAUUUUUGUUUUAUAGCCAAGCUAUCCUUCUUUGUGUUCUUCACACAAGAUCCUCCAUUUCACAUAUUUGUGCCUUUGUACUAGCCAUGCACAAUUCCUAGAAUGCACUGUCUCCUUACCUCUGCCUCAUAGAAUCUCUCCAUUUAAAAUGUAAUUUAGGAACCAUCCUUUGCAUAAACUUUUCCUGAUCUCUGCAAUUGCUAAUUGAUCUCUGAAACUCUCUAUUUAAGUCCUUUAUAGAUCUCUGAAUUAAUUUUAUAUUUACAUGUCCUUGUUUCUCCAUUAGAAUGUAAGUAGUUCGUUGGAAGUAAGGAUUGUUUUCUUCUUUGUAUUUGAACCCAACACUUUGCACAGUUCCUGGAAUAUAUAGUAAAUUGCCUUUUGGUUGAAGAUUUGAGGGGGAAAUGAUUGAGGAGAUAAAUCUGCUGAAGAUAGGAGGGUAGAAACUCAAAAGUACAUAUAGAGGUAUAGUGUUUAAUAUUUAAUAUGUUUCUUCAUGAUCUGAGAAGCCAUGAUAAAAUGAAAUCUCAAGAUGCUUUGGAAAAGGAGAAUACCAAAAAUGACAUGGGACAUGCCAAAGAUGAAUUUUGCUUACUUCAAAAUUUUACUGGAUUCUAGUUAGUCAAAAGUUCUACUUAACUAAGAGUCAGUUUGUCUUGCUUCAUGAAUUUUUCCUCCAAAGAUUCUGUCACUACUUGAACCCAAAAGUUUUAGUAGUUCUUUUGAAUGAUAAAAAUGAAUUGAACAGGACUAUCAAUAUUAGGAGUUAGAAUAAGAUAAAUGGUGAUAACAUGUAAGCCAAAAAAAGACAAAACCCAGCAUGAAUUUCCAAAGCCCAUAAAAAUAUUCUAUUAGCAUAAAGAGACUGUGUAAAAACUAAAAUUUAAAUUAUAGAUCUACACCUGGAAGGGACCUUAAAAGCUCCUAGUCCAAUCCCCUCUUUUUGCAACUUUUAAAACUGAAUUUUACAGGAAAAUGCUAUUCAAAGAGGCUAAAUGUCUAGCUGACAAUAAAAAACAUUUUUAAAAUGCUUUAUUCUUUUCAAAGAAAUUAAACAUUUAUCUCAUUUGGCCAAAAAUAGAACUUUUAAAAUAAUUCCUUUUUUUUUUAAACCCUUUCCUUCCAUCUUAGAAUCAAUACCAUGUAUUGGUUCCAAGGCAGAAGAGUGUUAAGGGCUAAGCAGUGGGGGUUAAGUGGCUUGCCUGAAACCAGGUUUGAACCUAAGACCUCCUGUCUCUAGGCUUGAAUAAUUUUUUUUUUUUAUUUCAUAGGCCUUUGUUUUAUAGGUAAAGAGCAAAAUAUUAUUCAAAGGAUUAACCUUUAGUUUUCACGAAGUUUUGAUGAUCAUCAAAUCUCAGAAUUUCAGAGUAUACAUACACCUUUCAUUCCACACUGGAAUAGUUCUAAUUAUAUAGUAGGGCCCCUGUAUCCACUGACUCAGUAUCCUCUGUUGUCUGUCCUUCAUUUUCUAAGAGGACCAGUGACAUCACAGGGAUCAUGAUGUUUUUGACUUAUACAUGAAUUGGAUUUAAGUGAGGCAAAGUUGCACAUAGUCGUUAGCCUCAUUCUUCCAGCAGAAUCAAAAAGUCAGGACAACUGGCGAUGGCCCAGUAGAUGACUUUAGCAUUUUCAACCAACCAAGCUUUAAGAACUCCAUAGCACCUGCUUCUGCCAGAAACAAAAUGUUCUCAUUUCCCCAGCCUAUUCUACCUGGAGAAGUCUUCAUAUGCUUAAAUCCCCUCUACUUACUGAUGGGUCUGUGACCCCUUAUAAAUCAAUCUGAGGUUGGUUAACUUCAACCUGCUGAGAUGGCUUUACCAAGGUAUGGCCGCUGCACAUGCAUGUGUACAUUUAGCUAGUUCUAGGUUCCUGUCUUCUACAAAUUUGCUUUGUCCUCAUUCAAGCCACUGUUGAAAAUGAACUAUUGUACCAUGGAUGUUGUCUCACUAUGGCACUCCUUUAGAAACUUUCUUGUGUUAUAUAUCCAUUAAUCACAGACAUUCUGAUUUCUAGAAACUGUGUAUGGUAUGUCUUACUCUGAAACCUUAUUAGAAAUUUUGCUUGAUAUGAAUAUAUGAAUCAUAAUUCUUUGCUAUGGUCAGUGUCACAUCUAAAGACUUUACAUAUGGUAUUUUCACAGCUUUAGUAUUAAUUUUAAGAAUCUGUGAUAAAUCAUCCUACUUGCUAAAUUGAACAUUUAUAUUGAGGUUGUAACAUUUAUUGACACUUUAUAAGUUGAAAUGUACAAGGCUAAUGUUCAAGAAAAUUAAUUUCUAGCACAGUAAUUUGUCCCCAUUUGGGAAUGUUGGAUUUUGGGGACCUUAUGAUUCAAGUAGUCAAAAUUUCCAUUUAAGCCAUUAACAUAGAGCUUAGAAAGCUUUUCUGUUAUUACACUUUUAAAAAAAGAAAAGCAAGUAUUUAUUAAGACAAUAUCCAAGUGAAGAAUAUGAUCCUAAAAACAAAGUUAGAAAAUAAGCAAUUAGAUAUAAUGAUUCCUAAUAUUAUUUGAUAUCUCCCUCUUAAUAUUAUCAGUUUCUCCAAAAUCCAACUAUGAUUUUUCCCCAGGAUUAUGAAGAACAUUUUAAAUUUCACCAGAACCUUUUGAGUUAAAAGUUCUCUGGGUGGGGUAUCUUGACUCUAGUGAUCUAAGUUUCAAGGCAUAAUGCCAUCAAAAGGCCUUAUUGUUUACUUUUCUUAUUUGCCAGAAGAUUCCCUUCCUUGUAUUUGUAUCCCUAGGACUUAGAUAGUGCCUAGUACAUAAUGUACUUUUAAUAAAUUCUUGUUGGUUGAUUGAUCAUAGUUUCAGUCAAUCUUUUAAACCUGUUCACUGCAUUAGGGCUAAUUAAAAACAACCAUACUGUUUCCUUUGGCUCCUCUGCAACCAGUUUUCCUGACUCUCUUUCAUGCCCUGAAGCCAAAAGGAGAGCAUAUUUAGUUAUGAAUGAUGCCAAUGGCCUGCAUAAACCCCCCCAUUUUUCUUAAAAAGCUGCUUAACUCAUUUCUAGUAUUUUUUCCUUUUAUAUUCUUAAGGUGACUUCACUUCUGUUUCCUUUUGUUGUUUAAAAAAAAUUGGCCACUUAUUAACCAGCUUCUGUUCAAACUACUUUCUUUUGAAGAAAUAAUUUUAUUGCUUCUUUGUGGUCACUAAUUCUGCCAUAUCUACAAUCUAUUGAUUAGUUAUUGGCAGCCAUUUUUUAAAAAUUUACAGUUGAAGGAAGGGAAGCCAUUGGAGCGUGCUUGAAUACUUGCCAAAGCUAGAACUUGCAGAGCCAGGAAGAAAGAACUAGAGGAGGAGCAGCCAAAUGAAGUGACCAUACUUGGACUGAUUGGCAACAGUUACCUCAAUUCAGAUCCAGGACAUACAAGUGAAAAUUGGGGGGAGAGACUAAUAUCUUCUUACAGGACAUAUUCAGAGAAAGAAGGCCCAGAGAAGAAGAAAACAAAAAAGGAGACUGGAAACAAGAAAUCAACACCUGUUAGCAUUCUUUUUGGUUACCCAUUAUCUGAACGCAAGCAGAUGGCCCUUCUAAUGCAGAUGACAGCAAGAGACAACAGUCCAGAUUCCACCCCAAAUCAUCCUUCACAAACAACACCAGCAGCACAAAAGAAAACUCCCAGUUCCUCGUCUCGACAGAAAGAUAAAGUUAAUAAAAGAAAUGAGCGUGGGGAAACACCUUUGCACAUGGCAGCUAUUCGGGGAGAUGUGAAACAAGUCAAAGAGUUAAUAAGUUUAGGGGCAAAUGUGAACGUGAAAGAUUUUGCAGGUUGGACACCACUACAUGAAGCUUGUAAUGUUGGAUACUAUGAUGUUGCUAAAAUCCUCAUAGCAGCAGGAGCAGAUGUUAACACACAAGGAUUAGAUGAUGAUACACCACUCCAUGAUUCAGCUAGCAGUGGACACAGAGAUAUUGUCAAGCUGCUACUUCGACAUGGUGGGAACGCAUUUCAAGCCAACAAACAUGGGGAACGUCCAGUGGAUGUAGCAGAGACAGAGGAAUUAGAACUGCUUCUAAAAAGAGAAGUGCCUCUAUCUGAUGAGGAUGAGAGCUAUACAGAUUCUGAAGAGGCUCCAUCUGUAAAUCCUUCUAGUGUUGAUGAAAAUAUUGAUUCUGAAGCAGAGAAAGACUCACUAGUCAAUGAAAAUAAACAGUUAAUACCUAGUAAAACUUCUCUUCCAUCUGCUCUUGAUGAAUAUGAGUUCAAAGAUGAUGAUGAUGAAGAAAUAAAUAAAAUGAUUGAUGACAGACACAUUCUUAGGAAAGAACUACGAAAAGAAAAUGAGCCUGAAGUAGAAAAGAAUAAUUUAUUUGUGAAACAGGAAAAAGCCUAUCCCAAACCAUUUAAAAGUAAAAAACAGAAACCAUCUAGAGUUCUUUAUUCAAGUUCUGAAAGUUCAGAUGAAGAGAUUCUUCAGGACAAAAAAGUUAUUUCUACUCCAUGUUCUGUCCCUGAAACUUCGACUUCUGAUUUAAGAUCCAAAAAGGAAUAUUUAGUUUCAAAUGAACAUAAACAGAAAGGGAAGGUUAAAAGAAAGUUAAAAAAUCAAAACAAAAAUAAAGAAAAUCAAGAGUUGAAGCAAGAAAAAGAAGGGAAAGAAAAUUCUAGAGUAACAAAUUUGGUAGGUAAUCCUGGAUUAGAUUCUCUAGACAAAACUAGAGAGGAAGAAAAUUUUAGAAAGUCUUUUACCCCAAAAGAUGAUGCUUCAUUACAUUUAUUUCAUAUGACAACUAGCAAAUCUCCUAAAAAUCCCUGUGGACUAAGUGAAAAGCAAUCAACACUACUAAAACAAGAAAAUGCCAAAACGUGCUUAUCCCCAGGUAGUUCUGAAAUGUCUUUACAAUCUGACCUCAUUAGACAUGAAAAUAAUGCAGAUUCAGAAUUCCUCUUAGAAACUUCUAGUGGAAAAUAUUGCAAACAUAAAGAAAAAAGUAAACACCAUCAGAAAGAUUUCCACUUAGAAUUUGGUGAGAAAUCUAUUCCAAAAAUUAAAGAUGAAGAUCAUAGUCUAACUUUUGAUAAUUCAGAAUAUACACUGAAAAAGACAGAUAAAGAAGGCAAGACAUUAAAGAAACAUAAAUUGAAACAUAAAGACAGAGAAAAGGAAAAGUACAAAAAAGAGCCAGAUGUUGAAAAAGAAAAAUACAAAAAUAAAGAUGGUAAUAAAGCAGUUCAGAGAAGUGUUGAAUUUGAUAGAGAAUUUUGGAAAGAGAAUUUUUUUAAAAGUGAUGAAACUGAAGAUAUUUUUUUAAAUGUGGAACAUGAAUUCUUGCCAUCUGAAAAAAAAUCAAAGUUGGAAAAAACCACAAAAGAUGACAAAUCGAGCAAGGAAAAGCACAUACCAAAAGAACGAAGUUUUAGAGAAGAACGAGAAAAGGGGAAAAAAGAAAAUGAGAAGUCCUUUAAGGAAGAAAAAAUCAAAGAUUUAAAAGAAGAGAGGGAGAGUAUACCAAUAGAUAAAGAAACAGAAUUACUUCCUUUGAGUAUAAGUGUUAAAGAAGAAUCAAUGGGAUUGCAUUUAACUGAAAAAGAGACAGAAAUUGACAAACAAGAAAAGAAUAUGAAAGAAAAUAAGGACAGACCUGAGAAACGUCUUCAGAUUAAAGAAAAAGACUUGGAAAGGAGUGACAGAAAAAAUACUGAAAAAGAAAAGAAGAUGAAACUUGAUCAUAAGCCAGAGAAAGACAAAUUAGAUUUGAAUGAAUGCGUAGAAAAAACAAAAGAAAAAGACAGACUAAAUUUACAACAGGCAGAAAAAUAUAAAGAAAGUGAGAAGAUAAAAAAUAUUACUACUGUUAAAAAAGCUGAUGACAGAGAAAAAAGUAGAGAUAAAAUGGAUAAAAAACAUGACAAAGAAAAAACUGAAAAGGAGAGGCAUCUAGGUGAAAGCAAAGAAAAACACUUCAUAGAGAAAAAAGGUAAGCUAUCAGAUAAAGAUAGUGAAUAUAUUAAACUAGAAAAAGGCAAGACAAAAGAAAAAGAAAGGGAGGGUGAGAAAAGAGAAAAAUGUAGAGAUAAAGAAAGUUUAGCUUCUUCUAAGCAUGUACAGGAAGAGAGACGGUCAACUUCCACAGAAGGUAGUAAAACACUGCAUGAAAAACUUUCAUCCCUUAAAGAAAAAGCAAAAGAUGAGCCUUUGAAAACUCCUGAUGGAAAAGAAAAAGAUAAAAAGGAUAAAGACAUAGACAGAUAUAAAGAACGAGAUAAGCACAGAGAUAAAACACAAUUAAAUAAUUUACCCAAACACAAAUCUGAAGUAGAUAAGCCUAAACCUAAACCAUCAAUGAAUCCAAAAGAUACUCGACCAAAAGAAAAGAGGUUAGUGAAUGAUGAUUUAAUGCAAACAAGUUUUGAAAGAAUGCUAAGUCUUAAAGACCUAGAAAUAGAACAGUGGCAUAAAAAACAUAAAGAAAAAAUUAAACAAAAAGAAAAGGAAAGGUUGAAGAAUCGUUCCUGUUUAGAACUUAAUAAAGUAAAAGAUAAAGAAAAAACAAAAAAUAUGCUAGCAGAAUCAAAAAAUAAAGAACUAAUUAGGUCAAAGAGUUCAGAGUUGUCUGAUGUUUACACUAAGGAGAAACAUUUGAAAGAUGCUACAAGUAACAGAUCUCAAUCUGUAGAUAUAAAGAAUAUAACCAAUGUUGGGAAAUCAUCUUCAAUUACAGAUAAUAAUUUAAGCAGAUCUCCUCGAUCAGAAAGUGAGAAAACAGGUCUCAGUUCUAGAUCCGUAUCAAUGAUUUCAGUUGCUAGCUCAGAAGAUUCCUGCCAUACUACAAUGACAACCCCAAGGCCUAUAGUUGAAUAUGAUUCUGACUUUAUAUUGGAAGGUUCUGAUUCCCAAAUGUCCUUUUCACAGUCACCAUUUUUGACAGUUGCCAAAUCUCCUGCCUUUCAUGAAAGGGAGAUGGACAGCCUAGCCGAAUUACCAGAGCGGAUUAAAUUACCAUAUGCAAACAGGCUUCCAGCAUCCCAUCUCAGGUCAUCUUCUGUAGAAGAUGUUAAACUUAUUAUUAAUGAGUGUAGACCUAUUGUAGAAGUUCGAAGAUGUAGCAUUCCACCUAUCAUUUCAGAACAUGCAAAACAAUUUCAAACAACAUCAGAAGAAAACAAUCAAAGUUUAUUAGCUGUGCCAAGUCAUAUUUGCAGUUCCCCUAAACAUGAAGUGUCUUCUUGUAAUGUGCCUGAAAAGGACCUUUCAAAAGUGUCUAAUUUACAUUCCAGUUUUGAUACUUCCCCAGUUGGAUCUUUCAACAGUAAACAUAGUUCAUCAGAUACCAAUGUUAUAAAAAGUACUGUAGGAGAAAACCCUAUGCACGUAGAGCCAUGUAAUCUAAGUAAUAUGGCUCAACAAAAUAAAUCAUGGGAGAUACCUGUUGAAAGACUGGAAUUAUUAAGUACAAAUGAUGUUCAUUGUUCAAGUUAUAAGGUACCUAACCAAGAGCCAGUCAUCCAAGGACUGUGUAAUCCUGACAACAGACUAUUAAAAGAACAGAAUACUUCUGAAUUAUUACCUCAAUACCAAACUGAAAUCCACGGAAAUUCAGGUGCUCAUGAUUCAGCAUCUUUUAUGCCUUCUCAGCCACCUGGCUCUUUCCAUGUCCAGUCAUUCCCAGAUGCUGAAUGUAUUCCUAAACAUAUGUCUUUGUCAUAUAUUAAUAAUCAGGAGUCAACUUUACAACAGAAGACUCAACUCCAACCUAAUCCUAUUUUAGACACGGAUAAUAAUUUUAAAAAAGACUUAGAAAAUACUUUCUUCCCGACCGAUUGUCAAAAGACAGAUGCAUUUGUCACAGUGUAUGCUGAAAGGACCAUUCAGGACACAUCACCAAAUUAUGAAAGGACAAAUGCCUUGCCCAUAGUAUCAUCAGAAAAGGAUUUUCUUGGAAAUGAUGCCUGCUCACAAAUAAAUACACAUGCUUAUUCAUUUAGCAAACUUAUUCACAAAACCUCCCACAAUCACGAAGUUGAUAGCACAGCUGACACUCAGGUUAUUUCACAUGAAAAAGAAAAACUUGAGAGUUUAGUUGUAAUCAAUUUAGCUGAUAAGUCUGAUUUGGAUCUCAGUGAAAUAAAUGCAGGGAUAACAAAAGAAAACCUAAAUGAGCAAGAUGGCUCAAAAAAUAAUAAUGAAAACAGAAGAGGAUUUCUGCCCACAGAAGAUGAGGAAUCACAACAAAGCACUUUAUCAAAUCCAGAAGGUCACUCACAACCAUCCGGACAAGCAGAAAUACAUAAAUGUACUCAGUUAGUUAAAGUAGAGGUAGAAGAAACUGCUGAAGAUGAUAAAACUGAUCUCCAGAUACCUCAAAGGAUAACUAGAAAUAGAGCAAACAUAAUGGCAAGUCAGAGUAAACAAAUCCCUAUUACUUGUGUGCCAUUGACUGAAAAAGAUAAUGAAUCUACAUCUCCUAGAGGAAGAAUAAGGUUAACUGAGGAAGAUGAUGCUCAAGUCCACCAUCCCCGGAAAAGGAAAAUGUCACGUGUGCCACAGCCUGUGCAAGUGAAUCCCUCUUUACUACAAGCAAAAGAGAAAACUCAACAGUCUCUGGCAGCUAUUGUAGAUUCUCUGAAAUUAGAUGAGAUUCAACCAUACAGUUCAGAAAGGGCAAAUCCAUAUUUUGAAUACUUGCAUAUAAGAAAAAAAAUAGAAGAGAAACGCAAGUUACUGUGUAGUGUUAUUCCUCAAGCACCUCAGUAUUAUGAUGAAUAUGUGACAUUUAAUGGAUCAUACCUCCUGGAUGGAAACCCUUUAAGCAAGAUUUGUAUUCCUACUAUUACACCACCUCCAUCCCUGUCAGAUCCACUUAAAGAGCUCUUUCGGCAACAGGAAGUUGUAAGGAUGAAACUGCGUUUGCAGCACAGUAUUGAAAGGGAAAAGCUCAUUGUAUCUAAUGAACAAGAAGUUUUACGUGUUCAUUAUCGAGCUGCAAGAACAUUAGCAAACCAGACACUGCCCUUCAGUGCCUGCACUGUUCUUCUGGAUGCAGAGGUCUACAAUGUGCCUCUGGAUUCUCAGGCUGAUGACAGUAAAACAUCUGUGAGAGAUCGAUUUAAUGCCAGACAGUUCAUGUCUUGGUUACAAGACGUAGAUGAUAAGUUUGACAAGUUAAAGACUUGUCUUUUGAUGAGGCAGCAACAUGAAGCAGCAGCUUUAAAUGCUGUCCAGAGACUGGAGUGGCAGCUUAAGCUCCAGGAACUUGAUCCUGCCACUUACAAAUCUAUCAGCAUUUAUGAAAUUCAGGAGUUCUAUGUUCCUCUUGUUGAUGUUAAUGAUGAUUUUGAAUUAACACCUAUAUGACGACUAUCUUUUCCUGAUUUCAUUUUCUAUGGAGACUGUUUAAAUGCGAUCAUCUAAAAUGCAACUGUUUUAUUACAGCACUUAAUACUGUGGCAUAUGGCCUUUUGCAAUAAUUCAGGUAUUAUUCUUUCAAAAUUCUUUAAUAACAUUUUGUUAAAGUUUAUUAAAUACUAAAUACUGUCAUUUUCUAAUAAGUGGCACAAAUUAUUUAGAUUUUAGAUCAAAAACCAGUUUCCCACUAAAGACUGUUAUUUAUAUUGGUGAAAAUUAACUAUGACAUUAGAAUAUAUUAUCAAACUGUGGAAAAUACUAAAGAAGGUGAGAUACUGAUAAUAACGCUGGAAGUUGUUAUCAAACUAAGUGAGAUAAAUGAAAUACCCAUUGAUAUUUAAAUCUUUCAAAGAUUUUAUUAAAGCUCGUAUCAUUAAACUCGAUAACUUAACUCCCACAGGAUAGCACUAAAUGUGGAAGAAAAAUUGAGAAAUAUAUGUUCAUCUUAUUGUAUUUGUAAAUUAAUUGUACAGUUUUUUGAAAGAUGUAAUAUUGUUUUCAUUUUUAAUAACUUAUUUUAUACAUAUUGUGCAAAUGUAAAUAGAAUUGUAAUUAAUGGUCAAAACUUGUACAAAAAAUGAAUGGUCAAGAUCUGUACAAAGAAAUAGAUAUUUUCAUUGUAGAACUGUUUUGUCUGAAGUUUUAUUGGACCAAAGUUGUAGUUCUUAAUUGUGUGUAUGUAAUGUUUUCUGGUUGGCAAAACUUUGAAUAAGGCAUGUGUUCGUUCAAUUUAGCUUAUUUCAUCACGGUAACUAUAAAGAUUGUGACUUAACUAUAUUGCAUGAUUCAUACAAUUCAGCUCCCUUUGGUAACCAAUACUUUAAACAAUAUAGCACUUGCAGGCCCAUAUUUCAUACUAGUCUUCUGUGGUAGUACCUAUAACUUAAUAUGUUAAAAUGGGUUUGUUUAAAAUUAAACAUAUACAUAAAAAUUUUGCUCUUGUCAUCAUCUCACAAUAGAGCCUAUUUUUUCCAACAAAAUGCCUUUGAAUGAAAAUUCUUAAAUUGUAAAUGUCUAUUUUAAUAUUCACCUCUUGAAGAUUCUGUAAAUAAUGUUUAAUAAAUUUUAUUGGUCAUGUUAAAUCAUUGUAAAACUUUUUUACAUUGCUAAAAUUGUUUUAAGCUUAAUAACCUUUGCACUUUUAAAAUGGAAUUAGACUUUUUGAAUUAAUCAGAAAAUUUGGUAGUUAAAAUAAGUAAAAGAAAUCUAGUAUAUGCUGAUAUGUGUUGCAAUAUUUAUGAAAAUGUUUUUUUUCCUAAUUGACAAGUUGUUAAACAUGUCAUUUGUAAAAUUUUAAAAUCCAAGCAAAAAUUUACUUUUUUUUAAUAAUCAGAAAUGGUGAUAUAUCUGUUUUAAAAAGCACAGAAAUAGUUCUCUCUUUAAAAUAUUUAAUAAGUGAGACUCAGGAAUAUUUUGGAUCUGAAACCAGCCAAGGAACUUAAUUGUUAAUCUAUAACAUUUGAAGGAAGACUCGGAGGAAAAUUAGGUUAGCUCAAAAGCAAUUAUAAGCUUAGGAGAAAAAAUAUUCAACAGCUUUUCCCUAUGCUUUGUUGAUUCUAAAAUAUAAUAGUAAUGUUUUGCCUUCAGGUGAGAAAAAAGAAAAAUCAAAUAGGUGAGAAAUGGCAUGCUAUAAGCUAAAUCAGCUCAUAAAACAAAGUUAAUUCUGUUCCAGAAUAAUAAGAACAUAAUCAAACUUAGGUUCGUCACAGAUGAGCUAGGAAAAAAACUAUUACAAAGGUAUAUAUUAAACUUAGGGCUUUUAUGUAUUAUCAAUUUAUAUUUUAAUUAAUAUACUUGGCACUGCAAUGUAAACAUAGUAGAAAAGGAAUGCAUAAUGCCUAGGCACUUUUAAAUGACAGGUAUAAUUCAGAUUGUAAUUUGGGGCCUUUUGUUGUUACAGAAUCAGAAAUACAGAAAAACAUUAUCAGAAAUACAGAGUAGGUGUUGAAGUAUUAAAUUUGUUAAAUUAUAAAUUCAUUAAUCCCAGAAAUGUUCAAAGAUGUUCCAUAGAAUAUAAAGGUCUUUUAGUUUAGACUAGUGUCAUAUGCAGGAAACCUGUCCUUUAUAUUGCUAACAAAAAGUCAUCCAGCCUCUACUUUUGAACACUAUCAAUUAUGGAAAAGUCAAUGUACCCCUCUUCUGAAGGCAACCCAUUCCAUUCUGGAUCUACCCUAAUUAUUAUAAAUUUCUUCCUUGUAUUAAGUCAAAUCCUGCUUUCCUAACUAUAACUUUCUGCUCUCUAAAUCCACACAGAAGAAGUUUACUCCAUCUUUCACAAGACAGCCUUACAGAUAAUGGAAAUUAGCCAUCACGUUCUCCCUAAAUCUUUUCAGGAUGAGCAUUCCUUUUUAUCUUUCAGCUUUUCUUCUUAUAUGUGUUCAGUUUCCCUUACCAUGUGGUCAUCCCCCAAAAAUACUAUAUUUUGUCUAUUCUUCUCCUAAAAUGCAGCGAUUAGAACUUGAACACAAUACUCCUGAUAUUAUCUGGCCAGACCAGAAUACGUGGAACUAUUAUUGACCUUUUUCUGGAUAAUUUUCUGUCUUCCACAUCAACCAUUGAAUCAUUUGGUUCACUAUUAACUAAAACCCCAAGACAGAUUUCACAUAAACUAGUAUCUUGGGGACUCCUUUUCUAGGUUUAUUCUCCUUCACGCACACAUAUCUAGCCAAACUGGACCUCUUGUUCUUCACCUGCAACAUUCCAUCUUCAUCUUAGAGUCCCUCAUUUCCUUCAAAGUCAGCUCAGAUCACCCCUGCAUUGAAGCUUUUCCUGAUCCUUUCAGCCAUUUUGUGACUCCCACCAAGUUACCGAAUCCUUCUUUAUAUUUUCUUGAAUAUGUUUAUGCAUAUAUAUGUUGUCUCUUCAGAUAGAAUAUAAAUUUCUCAAGGGCAGGAACUCUCAUUUUUGUUUUUGUAUGUCUGACACAUGGUAGGUUUCUAACAGAUGCUUACUUGCUUGAUUAGCCACAACCUCUCAAGUCAGUCAUUGACUCUGUGAAGGACUUCACAUUUAUCCUUAUUCAUUUUCAUCUGAGUCCCUUCCAUCUGUAGACUUAUGCUUCCAUGAUACCUGUAAAUGAGAUAAGCAUGAAAUCUUUUUUAUGUCAUUGAUUAAAACCCUGUGUAAAACAGGACCAAAGAUAGAGUUCUAUGGCACCAACCUGGAGAACUCCAGGUUUCCAAUGAUUGACUAUUUAAUGUUUUUUAGGGAUUUUCCUUCAUUCACUUAACCAUUAUCAUCCAAUCUACAGUUCUCAAAUAAGGCUGUCUACAACAAAAUCAUGAGACAUUUUUUCAGAUGCUUUGCCAAGAUUCAGAUACAUCAUGACUUACAGCAUUCCUCUCAUCCAUUUCAACUCUGUUGAAAAAAUGAGAUCUUAUUUUCAACCUCAUUGAAACAAUGAGAUGUUCUUUUGACAUAAAUUGCUAGUAGUGAAAGGAUAUUGUCUUUCAGUAAAUACUACUUCCCUCUGUGCUCAUGAGGCCAUCUAUUUUUUAAAAAACUUUAAGCAACUUUUUAUAUGAAAGGCAUACAUAACUUAAUACUUUACUUGACCUUUUCCCCAAAAGGGAAGAUGUUGUGAAGCAGUAUAUCAGAGAAUAAAAAUUAAAACUAGCCACUUUAAAAUGGAAACAAAAUGGUACGUGAUAUUAAAUAUCAGGCUUUCAAGUCUGAAAUAGUCAAUUUAAGGAAGGGGAAAACUCAUUACUUGUUCAGACGAGGCUGUGAAAGAUUUUUUUUUUUAGGUGAGUUAACUUUUUCUAUAGCUCUAGACUUCUCAAACUAUAUUAUCUCUAUCACAAUUUUGCUUCCUUACAAGGAGCAGUGUGAUGUAGUGGAUAGUAUGCAGGAAUUUGGGUCAGGAAAAUAUGGUCUCAAAUCCCACUUUCUAACAUUUAUUAUCUUUGUGACUUUAGACAGGCAAAUCUAAAAGACUAGAAGUUAAAAGGAGAGGUUAAGAAACUAUGUUGUUGGAAGGAGCUUUUGUGUCAGGCAAUUAUUUAAAGUUGAGAGGACUCUCAGAACAAACCCACAUCUCUAACAAGUACUUAAGGGCUUCGCACACCAAAAUUGCUCUUAAGCUCCCAAAUACUAAAGACUGGGAGCUAUAAUGCCCCAUAAAGUUUUUAACUAAAAGAAAAUUCAAGAGUUUAUUUUCUACUUACUUUGGGGAAACACUCUGGUUAUAUCUAGAAGUUAUUUUAUAUCAGUUGAAGUUAAUGAAAAAAGGUGUUUAAUUGUGGUUAAAAAGCUGUUUCUUUAAAUAAUGCUCUAAAUUUUGUAUCAUUUUGUUUAUAUUGAAUGAGUUAGGAUUUGUGCAUGUUAUUUAAUAAAGAGUUGUAUUUUUGUAGAAAAAGAAAAAA